Molecule: messenger RNA, 2025 nt
Organism: Diutina rugosa
Lineage: Eukaryota; Fungi; Ascomycota; Pichiomycetes; Serinales; Debaryomycetaceae
Gene: PTP3
Product: tyrosine protein phosphatase
Exons: 1
Coding region: 1-2025 (674 amino acids)
Biological process (GO): protein dephosphorylation
Molecular function (GO): protein tyrosine phosphatase activity
Source: RefSeq, a predicted model, not a curated record
AUGAGUAUAUCCCCGAUAUGUGCCUCCCCCCAGUUUCAAUUCCCUACCGAAAAGACUUCCUUUGACUACUUUACCAUCACCCCCACCAACAAGUACCUGACCCUGAAUGUCACGGAUGCCACCAUAAGCGAAAUGGUCGAAGACACGGCGCCGGCGCCGCUUCUGCAACCAGCAGUGGAGUUUUCUCGAGAACGACCACUGGGACUGCCACAUUUGAAGAAACAAAUCACGCUUCCUCUGAUUUCGGUCUACAGUGAGUUGCGCCUCCAUCUGGUACCCUCGACUAACUUCCGUCAACAAAUCCUGGGAUUGGGAUCCAAGGUUGUGUUUGUGGAUACUAUUGGCAAUGAUUACGAUCAGCUGACAAUUUUGGAUGUACGUCCGUUCACUGAAUACGUCACUCGUCGCGUAAAGGGUGCCAUCAACCUUUGUUUACCGCUGACGUUGUUGAAGCGCCCGAACUUCACCUUCCAACGAUGCAUUAAUUCUCUUCCCACGAAUGAACGUAAUCGCUUCGAUCUGUGGCUUACGGAGAAGGCGAAUUGUGGUGAGCCUUACGCCAUAUACGUUUACGAUGCAUCCCCAACGUCAAGUACAAUCUUCCACAUCUGCCAAAAGAUGGUAUCCCUGCCUCUUUUGACGGACAAGUGCCAAGUCAAGGUAUUUGGAAUUAGUCUGUUGCCCAACUUAGAGUUGAUUGAGCUGGGCGAUGUGGAUAAUCUGCCCGCAGAAGUACCUGAUCAACUUCAUCUUCCGCCCCUUAAAAUCGAGGAAACUGGCCCGCAGACGUUGCCACAAUUCAAGCCACUGAUGACGCCAACGCUUUCGAACUUUGCCCUCCCUAAACUUCCCCCUGCAUCUUUCAAAAUCCGGCAUAAUGAGGAGCUUCUCACCAGCAGGGGCCCAACCCAUACCUCGCUCACACUCGAGAAGAAUACCGCAAACUUGUUCAAGCUUACCCGUCUACCUGGAAAUAUUAAUACCUUGCCGCAAUGGCUUCAACUUCCAGCGUCAAAUGCUGAUGCUCUCAGCAAGGAUUUCAAUAAGUUGGAAAAAGGUGAGCAAAAGCGUUUGAUCAUGGCGCUUUCACUUAACCCCGAUGCUAACAGCCAAUUGUCGCCUCUUGUUGAUGAAGUGCCUCCCCAAAUUCUGCUGGGAUUUGAAUUUGGACACAAGAACCGGUAUAAGGAUAUCUUCUUAUAUGAGCAUCUGAGAGUCAAAUUGGGCACUAGCAAUUGCGACGCUGACUAUAUUAAUGCGUCGUACAUCAACCCAUUUAAGGAUCUUGGAAAAUAUACUCAGCCAUGCAACGAUUUCAACAAGCAAUUGAGUUACAUCGCCACCCAAGGGCCGUUGUGUCAGACUAUGGGCGACUUCUGGAAACUCGUCCUAAUCAAGCAACUGCCCAUCGUCAUUUCACUCACAGAUGAGGUGGAGAAUGGAGUACUCAAAUGCCUGCCUUUCUGGAAAACUGGCGUUUAUUACUCAAACGAUGAUGUGAUUAAUGUCAAACUUGUCGAGCUGUACCUGAUGUCACUGCUGUUGGAAAUCCGUCUGUUCUCGGUUCUGAUGAAGACCUCCAAUGGCAAUGUGGUCACACAAGCGGUACUUCAGUUGCACGUCUUGUCUUGGCCCGAUAUGGGCACUGUACUUUGCCCCGACGAGCUUUUACUGGUUGUUAAGCUCAAGAAUGAUGUGCUUCUGAGGCUCAAUCUUGAUGGAGUCGAAUACCCUUCCGUGAUUCACUGUCUGGCUGGUUGUGGACGUACAGGUACGUUAUGCACAAUCGAUACUGUGAUCUCCAUUUUACAGCAUAAUCAUCUGAGUGACUUACCCCAAGAUCCAAUUUUGAGCAUUGUUGAUAAUUUACGCCAGCAGCGCAUUCUGAUGGUUCAAAACUUGCGCCAGUACUACUUGGUGUAUGACACCGUGUUGGACUACUUAGCCAACCCAACCCUUGGUGAUGGUUUGGUUGACUUGAGUGUGAUCAAAAACUUCAUCAAGGGCAGACAGGAUAAUUUAUAG